CCUUCACUGUUUUCCGCCAAAACAUCAAGUAUGUGGCUGCUUCGUCUCCCCCAAUUAUUAUUAAGAACCCUAACUUCACAAUUACCCCGAAUUGCAAGUUGAAGUGAUCGAAAUCAUAACCGUCGUUACAUAAACUGAAAUCGCGAAGAAGCAAUGCAGAUCCAGAUGAAGUGCAGCUCCCAGGAAUGGUCGAAGCGAAGCCCAAACCUCCGUACAGAAAUGCCUCCAACUCGGCGUGCUCUUGCCGCCCGUCUUCUCAGGUUCUCGGCAUUUUUCAUUUUGUCCGUUAACGAUCCUCUGACAAAUUAGACAUUGUUGAUCAAAAUCGAAGGCAGCCAUAUUGUCUCGAAACCUAAAAAAGAAAGAAAGAAAGAAAGAAAAUCUAAUUUUGCUGCACAUAUACUUUCUUUAAUUACGUGAAUCGACAAAGGGUCGAUGGUAUCUGGGCAGAUAGAGUAAUUAAAUUCAGCGAGAUUGUGCAAAAUCCAGAGCAGACAGAGGAAGAAACGAAAUUCGGGAUUGAGAAAAUUCAAGAAAAUCGAAACCAUGACGUCCCUAUUUGAUGGAGUCAUGUCGGAACCGUUUUGGCGGCUCUCCCGGUGUGCUAGCUACACGUGGCCGUCGCCACUCUGCGGCUUUGUGCGAGCCCUCCCUCCAUUGUUCACACCACCCUCGCCACUGCAUAGCCCCUUCAUUUCCGUCUUUAUUUAUAUCCUUUCGGCGAUUACUUGCUUUACUCUUCAGUUUUCGAAUCGCGCAAGUCUCGAUUGGAGUGGAGAAUUGCGAAAUUGCUUGAGUCUAGCGUUUGCCCCUUGCUGUUGUUGUUGUUGGGUGAGUUUUUGUGGUUUGUGGAGUUGGAAUUUAGAGUUUAUUGGAGUGAAAUUUGGGGAUGGGCGGCGAACACCCUGAAUGGCUUCCUGCUGGUUGGAAAGUUAGAGUGAAGGCUCGAAGCUCUGGGAAGAAAGAUAAGUAUUACAUCAAUCCUGCCAAUAGCCUCAAAUUCAGCUCGAAGCUAGAGGUGCUUCAUUAUCUAGAGAGUUCGGUAAAGAAUGAUAAUCCCAAUGAUCCAAAUAUGUUGUGUGCCGAGGCUGAAGGUCAACUGUCAAUCAACGACAAUGUAGAUGAGCUGGGAAAGUCAGGUCUGAAACUUGCCACCUACGUUAAUUGCGAUGCGACAAAUGUGGCUAAAGGACAAAUGCCAGUAAGCCAGAAAGAAGAUGAAAGUUUGUCGUGCAACGAGAUGGGAAAGUCAGGCUCGAAAGCGGCUUUACUCAAAAUCGGAGAAAGGAGACGAAGUCCGAGAUUGGCAGCGAAUAAAUUGAAGGAUGGCGCAAGUAGAGAUCCGUCAUUGUUCCAAACAGGAGGUGCUGUUGAGAAGAUCGCCGCCACCACGGCUGUGCCUGAGACGAUGAAAAGGCCAUUACCAACAGAAAACAAACAGAUUUCGGUGGACAUUCAGCAGGAUUUGAGUCUUUCUGAGAGAAAGACGAGGGGCUCUAAAAGAAAGUGGGCAAGCGACUUGCCUCGGAGAACUUCGAAAAGACUCGCUGGUAUCAAAGUCGACAUUGAAGCAGAUCUUAAGCCUGCCAGAGUCAAUCGCAAAGCUGUGGCAUCGAACGAGCCAGAUCACGACGCUGAACGGGAAAGCAUUGAUAAUCAGAAAAUGCCCCCGAUUGACUCCGAAAGGACCAACAUUGCGAACAAUGAUGAACAGAAAAUGCCCCCGAUCAACACCAAAUGGGAAACCGAUGAUGGGCAAAAUCUGGAUGAUAAUCAACCGAAUCUGCCUUGGAUUGAUGGCAAUAAAGAGGAGGAGGGCGAUGGCGGCAAGAACAGCAACGAAAAGCUGCAGCAAAUUCUGAUGGAGGAUCCGUGCAUCGCCUUCGCCGUCAAGAUUCUCACCGGCGAAAUCCCGGUCGAGAAUUUCACUUUCACUAAAGAUGGUGGUGAUGCUGUGAAAUCACAAUCACAAUCACCAGCCGUUGGGGAUGAUCAAGGACAGGGUAGGACACAGUAGUAAAAAUUGAUUAUUUUUUAUUUAUUACGACGUGGUAACUGCAGCUGCUAUCUGGGAGUAGGCAGGAUAAAAAUUGAACUUUAAUUUGAAUUGUUUGGUAAAAUUGGAUAUAUAUUGGUAGAAUUGGAUUGCAUGCACAAUUACUAUUAUUGCAGCUGAGUGUAUUAAUUUUAAGCGCUGAAAAUUAUC
Andrographis paniculata is the source of this 2206-nucleotide messenger RNA. RefSeq lists its product as uncharacterized. Gene Ontology annotation, molecular function: DNA binding. Lineage: Eukaryota; Viridiplantae; Streptophyta; Magnoliopsida; Lamiales; Acanthaceae. The record is from RefSeq and is a predicted model, not a curated record. The transcript has 6 exons. Bases 890 to 2017 code for a protein of 375 amino acids.